AUGUCUAAGGACGAGAAUGAGGCUAGCUCUGAGGAUGGAGAAGAGUCUGUCGAAAAUGACGCCGAGGACAGCAAAGAAGAGGAUAAGGAUGAUGAUGAUGAAGACUGGGUGUUUAACCAGGAGGAACUUGAUGAGUUUGCUAAGGAGGAAGGUCUUUGA
This is a messenger RNA of Pseudovirgaria hyperparasitica, 159 nucleotides long. RefSeq lists its product as uncharacterized. NCBI's taxonomy places the organism in Eukaryota, Fungi, Ascomycota, Dothideomycetes, Acrospermales, Acrospermaceae. Bases 1 to 159 code for a protein of 52 amino acids. The transcript has 3 exons. The record is from RefSeq and is a predicted model, not a curated record.